GCAUUCAUAGGCUCAGUCAGAUUAUAUAAAAUUAAACCAUAAUUUAUACUUUCCACGCUUCCCAGUGGUUUUGUUCGUUGCGUGGUUAGUUUUCUUCUUUCUUUUCUUCUCUUUUCUCUACCGAAUCCUCGGCCACCAAGUGUUCGAAGAAAUGCCUGAGCCAUGCUCGCCUCGACCACCGCAUCAGUUCACACGCUGGUCACGCCCUCUUCGCUAGCCGCUUCUUCGUCUCACCAAGCCUUUCCCUCCUCGGUCCUCUCCGUCGUCAGGCCUCGGUUUCGGAGGAGGCAAGAGCGGUGGUUCGUGCCUCUGAGCUUCGUCCUCGGCGGCGGGAGCGAGCGACGGUGCGCUCUGUUAGGGUUUUAUCGCCGCAGCGGAUUGGUGAGGGACUGCGAGCGCGGUUUGCAUUGCGGUUGGUCGGGGUUCGUGAGGCGGUGCAAAGAUUGGGACUGCGAAGGGGAUUUCGCGUUGGAGGCGGAGAUUCUGGAGUUCAUGAAGAGCUCGGAGAAGCCUGACGCGUUUCCGAGCAGGAAAGAGCUUGUCGACGCCGGUAGGAUGGAUUUGGCGGAGGCUAUUGUGAAGAGAGGCGGCUGGCUGUCGAUGGGAUGGGACUUGGAGGAAGAAGGAGGAGGAGAAGGUCGAGAAGAUAGAGAUUUCGAUUCAGGUUUUGUAACGGCCGAGGAAUUUGAUGGUUUUCAGAAGAACAGUGAUUGGACUGGCGAAGAAGAAGUGGUUUCUUCAAGUCCGUACGAUUAUUCCAACUCGGCCUCAUCGUCGGGUAGAUCAUUAGAACGGGCAAACACAAGCGCAGAUCGUGAGACUGGAAUUGAAGGUAUAUUGAGUAGAUUGGAGAAAGAAAGAAGUUUAACUUUUGGAUUCGGUGUGGCAGAACAUGAUGACCGUACUUUCUCUGCGAGUAACAAUGGGAAAGACGAUCUGCAUUCCGGAUUCUCAUCAGAUGCGACAGUUAGUGGCUGUUUCGGAGGCAGCAGGUCUUCAUCAUUGAGCUCCAAGAAAGCAACAUUUGAUGAGUCAAGAGGGCGGUUUAAUCAGAGCGAGCCCUCUGAUGUCGACAGUUCAAAAAACUCACAUAAGCCUGAAUCGUGGAGAGCUUGGAGCAUUCAACGGGCAGGACUUUCAGAUAUUAAUCCAGAAGUCAUUGAAAUAUCAUCAAGCGAAACUAGCAGGGAAGAGUCAGUGGACAUUCCAAAAGAUGAAGAACUGUGGAGAGCAAGUGAUAGUGAUCCUAAUGAAAGGAAUGAGUUAGGUCUACGUCAUGAACUGAUUAAUCACAAUGAACUACGCAGUCGCCUUCAGCACCUACAGAUAGAGCUCUCAUCUGUACUCCAAGCUGUGAGGUCAAAUGCUGAUGAGAGUGCAUCCCAAAAGGAUCAUGAUAGCUCCUCUGAUGACUUGCAGACCCUAUCUGACGCUUGGGAGUUUCAGGAAAAUGAGAUUAUGAAUUCCCAGUAUAAAUUGCGGUCGAUGCGUGCAAGGCUAGCCGUCUUAGAAGGAAAGACGGCACUUGCAAUAAUUGAUGCACAAAAGAUCGUGGAGGAGAAACAGAAGAGGAUUGAUAAUGCUCGUAGAGCUUUACGACUUCUUCGUCCUGCUUGCAUAGUGUGGCCUAAUUCAGCCUCAGAGGUGCUAUUAGCAGGAUCAUUUGAUGGUUGGGCAACCCAGAGAAAAAUGGAAAAAUCAAAUACAGGAAUCUUCUCUCUGUGGCUGCAAUUAUACCCGGGCAGAUAUGAGAUCAAAUUCAUUGUUGAUGGCGAAUGGAGAAUCGACCCAUUACGACCAAUUGUUAUGAACAAUGGUCACCAAAACAAUCUACUCAUUAUCACGUAAAGGACGAGCGGGAGCACGAGAACAAUUGCAGAUUUUUUCUUUUUUCUUUUUUUAAGUUUUCCUUUAUAUUAACAGGUAGAGUAGAUUGCAGAUUAUAAUCCUAAUUAUUCUUUCUAGUCUGAAGAUCAGUCACAUUAACACUAGCAAUUCCUGUCCCGUCAAAUUUGUCUGCUAAUUUGCUAUAAAUAUGUAGUAUUGCUUGCUCUGAGUCAAGGUUGGCCUAUUUUUAACCAAAUAAUCUGAAGAUUACUGGCUUGUAAAACUUAUAGAUUUCAAUUCAUUGGGGCAUCGGAAUAAAUCUUGUAGCCUGAUCUAAGGUUCUUGUAAGGAUUUGAUUUGAAUACUGAUACUCUUGAGUUAAUAUGGCACGUGUAUACACUAUCCAGGAA
This is a messenger RNA of Morus notabilis, 2237 nucleotides long. Its product is annotated as protein PTST homolog 2, chloroplastic. NCBI's taxonomy places the organism in Eukaryota, Viridiplantae, Streptophyta, Magnoliopsida, Rosales, Moraceae. Bases 163 to 1848 code for a protein of 561 amino acids. The record is from RefSeq and is a predicted model, not a curated record. The transcript is spliced from 8 exons.